UCACGUUCAUUCACGCCAUGGUUCGUGUAAGCAACACCCUUGUUACACUUCUCAAUAUCAUCUUCCUCCUAGUUGGCCUUGCCGUCAUAGCUGGCGGCGUAUACCUUCACGUGCAUGGCUCCUCCACAGAUUGCCAAAAAUUCCUCAAGAACUCGCUAGUGAUACUGGGUGCCUUCUUGUUUCUUGUUUCUUUUCUGAGGUUGACGGGUUCAUGCUGCAGGAGCAAUUUUUGGUUAUGGCUUUAUCUGAUUCUCUUGUUUUUGAUGAUCGUUGGUCUCGUUGUUUUCACGAUUUUCGCUUUCGUAGUCACUAAUGAAAGCGCAGGUAAGGCCUUGUCAGGUCGAGGGUUUAAGGAUCACAGGCUUGGAGAUUACUCGCAUUGGUUGCAGAACCACUUCGUCAAAGGCAAGAAGUGGGAUGUCUUGAAGAGUUGUUUGAUUGAAGCUAAAGUUUGCAAGGCCUUCACUGAUGAUAAUAAGCAAAACGAUUUCUUGGAACAGAAAUUUUCUCCCACACAGGGGGGUUGCUGCAAGCCGCCGACGGAGUGUGGAUUUCAUUAUAGGAAUGGAACAACGUGGAAGGUGGCGACUUCUGGGCCAGCAGUAGACGACAGUGACUGUAAGGCAUGGAGUGCUGACCCGAAGCAGCUAUGCUACAACUGCAAUUCGUGCAAAGCUGGGGUUCUAGCCACCAUAAGGAAGCAGUGGAGGACUUUGGCUAUAUUCUUAAUUUGUGUCCUAAUCUUCACUCUAGUUGUCUUCUCCACUGCUUGCUGUGCCAAGAAGAACAAUUCCCUUGAUAAAAGAUACAAUUGGCGCAGGAAUUAUAUUGCUUAAUGAUUUAUUUUUACCACCAUUAUUUUUUUUUUCUUUUUCUUUUAAUUUGUAGGAUUUGUUGAUCAAUUUCUCAAUUUAUGGUAGCCUAGAUAAGAUUUUGUGGCAUUUAUAUGUAAGACAUCAAUUCUUUCCAUUAUAACCAAUUCUUAUAUA
Molecule: messenger RNA, 989 nt
Organism: Hevea brasiliensis (rubber tree)
Lineage: Eukaryota; Viridiplantae; Streptophyta; Magnoliopsida; Malpighiales; Euphorbiaceae
Product: tetraspanin-8-like
Exons: 2
Coding region: 18-836 (272 amino acids)
Biological process (GO): auxin-activated signaling pathway
Cellular component (GO): plasmodesma; plasma membrane
Source: RefSeq, a predicted model, not a curated record